AAAUGUCGACUCCUUACAAUUCAACUUGGAUACAAUAAGAGCUGCCACAGACAACUUCUCUGAGGCAAAUAAGCUUGGACAAGGAGGAUUUGGAGCUGUUUACAAGGGUAAGCUUUUGGAUGGACAAAUGGUGGCUGUGAAGAGGCUCUCAAGAAAUUCUGGACAGGGUGAAAUAGAAUUUAAGAAUGAGAUUAUAUUAGUGGCCAAGUUGCAGCACAGGAAUCUUGUUAGGAUCCUUGGCUUCUGCUUAAAAGGAGAGGAAAAACUGCUCAUCUAUGAAUUCUUGCCAAAUAGAAGUCUUGAUUACUUUAUUUUUGAUCCAACCGAACGCUCACAAUUGGUUUGGGAACAACGUUACAAAAUCAUUGAAGGGAUCGCUCGAGGGCUUCUUUAUCUUCAUGAAGAUUCUCGAUUGAAAAUUAUUCAUCGAGAUCUAAAAGCCAGCAAUAUUUUGUUAGAUGAGGAUAUGAAUCCAAAAAUCGCAGAUUUUGGCAUGGCAAAGCUCUUUGUAUUUGACCAAUCUCAUGCCAACACUGAUAGGAUUGUUGGAACAUAUGGAUAUAUGGCGCCAGAGUACAUAAUGCAAGGGCAAUUCUCAGUUAAGUCAGACGUGUUUAGUUUUGGAGUCUUACUACUGGAGAUUGUGAGUGGCCAGAGAAACAACAAUUUAAAUCAAUUAACUGGAACCAUGGACGGUGGCCUUCUCAGCUAUGCGUGGAGAAAAUGGACGGAGGGUACAGCUUCGGCAUUGGUAGAUCCAACUUUGAGAGAAAAUUAUAAUAUGGCUGAAGUGAUGAGGUGCAUUCACAUUGGCUUAUUAUGCGUUCAAGAAAAUGUAUCUAACAGACCCACCAUGGCCUCUGUUGUUGUCAUGCUCAAUAGUUACUCUACCUCUCUCCCAUUGCCUACACCAGCAGCCUUUAUAAUGGGUAGCCAAAUGCAGUUGGGUGAACCUUCGAAGGAUGAUUUAAGGGUAACAAAAUCAAUAAAUGAAGUUUCAAUUACUGACUUGUCUGGUCGAUAGUGUUGGUGAAAGAAGAACAUUACUACAAGGUGUUUGGUAUUACUUGGAAAUUUUGAUCUACAAGACUUUGAGUUACUAGUCUGCGAAGGGGAAGCUAAGUGAAAUUAAGUGCAAUUCAUACUA
Telopea speciosissima is the source of this 1147-nucleotide messenger RNA. Its product is annotated as putative cysteine-rich receptor-like protein kinase 20. Gene Ontology annotation, molecular function: ATP binding; protein kinase activity. Gene Ontology annotation, biological process: protein phosphorylation. The transcript is spliced from 6 exons. Lineage: Eukaryota; Viridiplantae; Streptophyta; Magnoliopsida; Proteales; Proteaceae. The record is from RefSeq and is a predicted model, not a curated record. Bases 128 to 1024 code for a protein of 298 amino acids.